Messenger RNA from Anopheles marshallii, 264 nucleotides. Its product is annotated as odorant receptor 67d-like. Gene Ontology annotation, molecular function: odorant binding; olfactory receptor activity. Lineage: Eukaryota; Metazoa; Arthropoda; Insecta; Diptera; Culicidae. Gene Ontology annotation, cellular component: plasma membrane. The coding region runs from base 1 to 264 and encodes 87 amino acids. The record is from RefSeq and is a predicted model, not a curated record. Gene Ontology annotation, biological process: sensory perception of smell; detection of chemical stimulus involved in sensory perception of smell. The transcript is spliced from 2 exons.
AUGUACGCGUUAGCGAUCGCAGUUUUUAUUCAACUGUUUGAGCUCUGUCUCCUCGGAACCAUUCUCAGCUUCAAGAAUGAGGAAAUUGAACAAGCAUUCUACAACUCGUUGUGGUAUCUGAUGGAUCGCAUAGAAAAAAAGGACUUUAUGAUAAUGUUUCACAAAAGUCAACAUGCUAUCGAAAUGACUGUUGCAAGUAUGGCCCCAUUAAAUGUCGUUCUCUUUAUCGCUGUAAGUGUAACAACUGGUAUGUGUUCAAAUUAA